AAAAAAAAGUGGGAAAACAAGAAAAUAAGGAUAAAGCAAGAUAAGUCUAAAUAUGGCACAAUGGCAGCUGAUACAUCAAAAAUAUUAAUAUUUGCAAAAAAAAAAACAGAAAAAAAGAAAUUGUAAAGCAGAAAAGAAUGAAAAAUAAUGAUAUGGAAGAUUUUGCAACUGUGCAAGUACGUACAACAGCACGAGCUGCCAUUGUAUGCAAAACCGAGUUAAAAAAAAACACACGCAAAUAAUAAUAAUAACUACUCGCAGCAUUGCAACAAAGUAAACAAAUUCAUAAAGCAACCAAUGACACAUGGUUCCAGCGAAAUCGUCAUCAGCGCAGCGCCAACAAGCAACCACACAAUCCGCGGCGUUCAUGAUGUGUGUCUCGCAUCUCAGAGGAGGUGAAUUAGUACAAUGUAUGGUUGUUGUUUAUUUAUUACUACUACUUUUUUCCAUCAGAUUUUCUGAACAAUUUAUCAAUUUAGCGCGUCAGAGAAUAAACAACCUGAACCCAUUGAAGAAGAAGGAAUUAGUUGUAUGCAGCAGUGGACCACUAAAGCGGUUAUUCGCGCCAAUUGAAAUUGUGGGCGCAGCGCCGUAUGGUUUGUACGUCUGUAUAUAUGCGCGCAUUUGUGUGUAAGUGUGUGUGUGUAACUAUAUGUGGCAUCAUACUCUUAGGUGAUUGUAUGCAACAUGACAAUUUUUUUAAAGAGAGAUUAAUGCUCCGUCAACAUUCAUUUGAUCUUCUGAAUUUAGGGACGGACGGCAUGGCACGGCAGAAAGGCUGUUGAUGACGGCUAUAAUGACAGCGACGACGCAGUGGAUGGCGCACAGUUUGAUUGCGAAUUUCAUGUGGUCAGUAGUUGCGAAAACAUGCCUUUGAGCUAACACACCAAAAAUCAAAUAGCAAAGUGAUAGAUAAAUUAGCGUUUUCUCUACAGAAGUAAAAAUAAUAAAAAAAUAAGAUAAUAAUAAACAAGAAAAAAUAGUAAAGCUUAAAAAGCAUAAUUAUAAACAUAAAUAAUUUUAAAACAUUUUUAAACUUUACUUUAUACAAAUAGUUUCCUUUAAUUGUCACCAAAUUUUUGUUAUUAAUAAAAUGCGCAUUGUAUUUGGCAACAGUUUUUGUUACGUGAGUUUAUUAUUGAUCAAUUUUUUGUUGCUGUGCGGCAGCGAGGCACAACGCACCGUCGGCGCACGUGGCGUGCUGCGUAGAAAUUACACAGGCAAAAAACCCGUUGUCAUACAACAUCGCUCACAGGAUGCCGUCAAUUAUUAUGAUCAUGAAAAUGGUGCCAAAAUCAUAAAAUCCUCACAUUUUGAAUUGGAUUAUACGUUGGGCAGGAAAAUAACAUUCUUUUGCAUGGCGCAAGGCAAUCCACGUCCCACAAUCACUUGGUUCAAGGAUGGCGCUGAAUUGUAUCAACAUCGAUUUUUCCAGGUGCAUGAGUCUCACAUUGAUGCGGACAUUAUAAAAUCGAAAAUGGAGAUUGAUCCGACCACACAAAUGGACGCCGGCUACUACGAAUGCCAAGCGGACAAUAUUUAUGCGAUUGAUAGACGCGGUUUUCGCACCGAUUAUGUUAUGAUUAACUUUUAGAAUUGUUUCAUGUAUUUCCUGAACCAUACCAUUAGCGUGUAAAUUAGAUUUUUUCUAGAAAAAAGCUAAAAAUUUCGUCAACGUAUACGAAUAAAAUAAUAAAAGUGGA
Messenger RNA from Ceratitis capitata (Mediterranean fruit fly), 1703 nucleotides. RefSeq names its product immunoglobulin domain-containing protein oig-4. Bases 1094 to 1594 code for a protein of 166 amino acids. NCBI's taxonomy places the organism in Eukaryota, Metazoa, Arthropoda, Insecta, Diptera, Tephritidae. The record is from RefSeq and is a predicted model, not a curated record. The transcript has 6 exons.